Penicillium maclennaniae is the source of this 1584-nucleotide messenger RNA. Its product is annotated as cytochrome P450. Gene Ontology annotation, molecular function: heme binding; oxidoreductase activity, acting on paired donors, with incorporation or reduction of molecular oxygen; monooxygenase activity. Bases 1 to 1584 code for a protein of 527 amino acids. Lineage: Eukaryota; Fungi; Ascomycota; Eurotiomycetes; Eurotiales; Aspergillaceae. The transcript is spliced from 6 exons. The record is from RefSeq and is a predicted model, not a curated record.
AUGCUCGGUGUCGUCGUCAUUCCUCUUGCCCUUUUUGGUCUAUUCUACCUGGUUCUAACAACCGGGAGAAGGUCCAAAAGCCUUCCUCCAGGACCGCUUACGUUGCCUGUUCUUGGUAACCUCCAUCAAAUUCCAAGGAAGGGGUCUUACUUGAAGUUUACCGAAUGGGCCAAGCAAUAUGGGGGCCUUUACUCUUUGAAGUUGGGCACCGCAACAGCAGUCGUUAUCACCGAUCGCCGUAUUAUCAAAGAACUUGUCGACAAGAAAAGUGCCAACUAUAGCAAUAGACCAGCCUCUUAUGUCUCUCAUGACCUCAUGACGUCUGGAGACCAUCUCCUAGUUAUGCAGUACGGACAAAAGUGGCGAUCUUUCCGCAAACUAAUUCACCAAUAUUUCAUGGAGUCCAUUGUUGAGAAGCAUCACGUUGAGGUACAGAAUGCCGAAGCAGUGCAAAUGCUCCGUGACAUGUGCGUACGUCCUGACCAACACAUGCUUCACCCUAAACGCUUCAGCAACAGCAUCAUCAUGAGUUUAGUAUUUGGCUUGCGGACGCCCUCAGUGGAUACACCCCAUAUGACUCGUCUCUAUGAUAUGAUGGAGAACUGGUCUCAGUUAAUGGAGCCUGGCGCUACACCACCGGUUGAUAUUUAUCCACUUCUCCACUAUGUCCCGCAAAAAUUCUUUGGAAACUGGGUUUCGAGAUCGCAAAACGUGGGCGACGAGAUGAACGAGCUAUAUGCGAGUGUGCUUGAGCGUGUUAGAGAGCGCCGCAAGCUGAAGGGAAGCAAAGAAUCUCUCAUGGAUACUCUGCUAGAUCAAGAGGAGAAAAUAAACCUCAAUCGCCACCAACUCUAUUUCCUCGGCGGCGUAUUGAUGGAAGGUGGUUCGGACACCACGAGCUCCCUCAUUCUCGCAUUUAUCCAUGCUAUGACUAAAUGGGGCGACGUUCUUCAGAAAGCGCAAAAGGAGAUUGACGGUGUGGUCGGUGAAGAUCGAACACCUGUCUGGUCAGACUAUGCCCAACUGCCAUAUGUGGCGACCAUCGUGAAAGAAGCCCAGAGGUGGCGGCCUGUUGUGCCUCUCGCGUUCCCUCACGCUGCCGCUGAAGAUGACUGGAUCGAUGGUUACCUCAUUCCUAAAGACGCCACGGUCAUUAUUAACACUUGGGGCAUGCACCACGAUGAAAAGCGUUUCCCGAACCCGGACACUUUCGACCCCGACCACUACAAGGGCCAGACUGCGCUUGCUCCCGAGCUAGCAGCAGCAACAGACUAUGAAUGCCGCGAUCACUAUGGCUACGGCUCCGGUCGCCGAAUUUGUCCCGGUAUUCACCUGGCUGAACGCAACCUGUUCUUGGCUAUUGCCAAAUUGAUCUGGGCAUUUUCUAUCGAACCCGGCUUGGAUGAAAGUGGCAAACCGGUCAAGUACGACUUCAGCCCCGAGACUGGCUAUAGCGAAGGAUUCUUGGUUUGCGCGAAGGACUUUCCUUGCGUGAUCAAGCCGAGAUCGGAAGCCCGACGGGCAACCAUAAUGAAGGAGCUUGAGGUGGCUCAGAGAGAUGUUUUCUCGCGAUUUGAUAUCUAA